UGUCAAAACUUGGUCGCGAAGAAAAUCAAAAGCACAGUGGCGAUUCAGUCGAAAAUAUUUUUCUGCGCUAAUUUCCAGUUUUGUCGCCAGAAACAUCCGUAAAACAAUCCUUCCGGGCGCUAGCUUUGUGCCCCGUGACCGCAGGCACCGUAGUGUAGUGUUUUGGUGUAUGAACUUCCGGCGCUAGGCGGCCGAAAUCGAAAAGUGUUUUACGACGUUGAUUCUGGGCAGAACAGGAAAACUCGAAACUCGGGAGUGAUGGCAGGAGCGCCAGCAAAGUCUGACAUCGAUGCAAUUUUCAACAGAUUACGCUCGAUACCAACCAAUAAGAGUUGUUUCGAUUGCGGAGCGAAAAAUCCCACCUGGUCCUCGGUGACGUAUGGGGUAUUCAUAUGUAUCGAUUGCUCGGCAGUGCAUCGGAGUUUGGGCGUGCAUUUGACCUUCGUGCGGUCCACCAAUCUGGACACCAACUGGACGUGGAUGCAGAUCCGCCAGAUGCAAGUCGGAGGCAAUGCCAAAGCGGCUCAGUUCUUCCGCCAGCACAAUUGCAACACAACCGAUGCACAGCAAAAGUACAAUUCACGUGCCGCGCAGCUGUAUAAGGACAAGUUGACCCAUUUGGCGCAGCAGUCGUUGCAGUUGCAUGGGACGACGCUCCACAUCGAUCAUCCCCACGAACAUCACGCCGAGAGCAACAAGCAGGAAGAGGUCGACUUUUUCGCCGAUUGUGCUAACUUCGAGGCCACUACGGACAGCCACAAUAACAACCAACAGGACGCUGUGCAGGAAGACAUUCCAAAGCUUGCCUCGUUGAGCAAUGCAACAUCCGAUAGUUCUGGGAACAUGCAGGGUCCUAGCGUUGACUUCCUAAACUCUACGGUUCCAGUGGAGCCACCGAAGUCGACGAUCGGGGUGAGGAAAAUUCAGCCCAAGAAGGCAGGUCUUGGUGGUAAAAAAGGUGGCCUGGGAGCGACUCGUGUCAAGGCAAACUUUGCCGAAAUCGAAGAGAAGGCCAAUCUAGCUGAUAAGCUUAAGAUGACCCCAUUAGCGGUUCAAGAGAAACCGGUCAGUGAAGAGGAGCAAGCACAGGCUCUUGCAAGCGUUCGCUUGGCAUACCAGGACCUUUCUAUUAAACAGCAUAAGGAGGAAGAGAAGUUAAAAGCCACCGAUCCCAACAAGGCCAAACAGAUCGAGCGUCUCGGAAUGGGAAUCGGUUCUCGAAGCGGAGUGUCACAUUCGGCCAUUUCGGACAUGAAAACCCUCAGCCAGGAUUCGAGCAGCAAGAGUGGUGGAUCCUCGUUGUCGAAGACUUUCGAGUCUAACAAUGAUUUUUUCGAUGAUUAUGGAACGUCAAUGUAUGGCAGUGGCAGUGGAAAUGGCAGCAGUAACGGCAACAAAAAUUCAACGUCCAUGAAAGACUACAGCGAUGCCACGUUGAUGGGCUUCGAAACCAUCGAACCGUUCGACACCAAGCAUAGCAUUCAGACAAUGUUCUCGCCUACGUCCAGUACGAAAAAUACGAGCAUAAGUGAUCAACCAACUUAUAGCAGGAACACAACCAAGAAGUCACCGUCUAGUGCAAGCAACGACUUCGAAUCUACCGACGUGGCACAGAAGAAGUUUGGCACAGCAAAGGGUAUCUCGUCGCAGCAGUUCUUCGGGGAUGAAGCUUCGUCGUACGAACGAUCGGCAAAUCUAGCGAAAUUCCAAGGCUCCAACAGUAUUUCGUCGGCGGAUUAUUUCGGCCAUGGUAGUCCCAGUGGUGGCGGAGGUCGAGGGCCAAACCUGCAAUACAACGGACCAGAUUUGGAUGACGUCAAAGAAAGCGUGCGGCAGGGUGUGACCAGGGUUGCCGGACGGUUAAGCACUCUAGCAAACGACAUGAUGUCAUCCAUUCAGGACAAAUAUGGUUAUUAGAAUAAAGUUUAAAGCUAGGUAUGUAUUUUGAUUAAUUUGCCAAGCCUAUUUUUCCAUAGUUUAUUGUCACUUGAGGGGUAAAUAAUUUAAAUUUAUUAUUUUUAUCUGUGUUGCACUAUUGAACGAUUCAGUUCAAACAAUUUUUUAUCAGAACUUCCGUUCUCUUCCGUUCGACUUUUCGAUAACUUUGUUUCCAAAAUAUUCUGUAUUUUAAGUGAUGGCAGAUACAAAUAGAUUCUACUAUAAGGCAGUUAUUGUACAGGUGACAUAAUAAACGUUAUUAUUACAUGAAUGUGAAGCUCAUUUUUGUGAAGACAUUAGCCUGAUAUUUGUAAGAGUCCGUGAAUAUUGCGUAGACAAGAGUACCAUAGGAAGCCUUCUACUUACCCUCUGAUAGCGUUCUUUUAGGAAAUACCUGACCGACAGCAAACCUACAAUCAUGCAGCGGAAGAAGUUGAAGUUGUUUAUUCAACACGUUAUUCUAGAAGAAAAUCCCGAAUCAAUAAAAACUAUUCCUCUGAAAAAAUCCAUAGAAAAUGUAUAUUGCUAAUGGAAGUAUAACUAGACACUUGUUAAAUACACGUAUGUUAGCGGAGAAACGGAAAUAGUAAAUGGAUAACAUUUCAGCCAACGUAAAAUGAAUGUCAUCCUAAAUAAAUGCAUAUUACCGAUCGGUCUUAUAAACACAUUUUUCGACGAUUACGACGAAAGGUACUCUGUAAUGUAAAUUGUAAUCCUUGAAAAAAAAAAGAAACGAAUAAAGUAUAUUCUUAUUAGUUAUAA
Aedes albopictus (Asian tiger mosquito) is the source of this 2700-nucleotide messenger RNA. It is a transcript of the gene ArfGAP3, whose product is annotated as ADP-ribosylation factor GTPase-activating protein 2. Gene Ontology annotation, molecular function: GTPase activator activity. The transcript is spliced from 7 exons. Lineage: Eukaryota; Metazoa; Arthropoda; Insecta; Diptera; Culicidae. Bases 259 to 1917 code for a protein of 552 amino acids. The record is from RefSeq and is a predicted model, not a curated record. Gene Ontology annotation, biological process: COPI coating of Golgi vesicle.